This is a messenger RNA of Lactuca sativa (garden lettuce), 1641 nucleotides long. Its product is annotated as nuclear transcription factor Y subunit A-3. Gene Ontology annotation, molecular function: DNA-binding transcription factor activity; DNA binding. Gene Ontology annotation, cellular component: CCAAT-binding factor complex. NCBI's taxonomy places the organism in Eukaryota, Viridiplantae, Streptophyta, Magnoliopsida, Asterales, Asteraceae. Gene Ontology annotation, biological process: regulation of DNA-templated transcription. The record is from RefSeq and is a predicted model, not a curated record.
CUUCUUCAUUACAACACGACAAAAACCCACUCAAAUUCCUUUUCAAAAAGUACCAGUUUUAAUGAUAAAACAACCCGCCGGAGCUCCGGGUACUACUACCGUUGAGUGCCGAUGGUGCUGCCGGAUCCCUGAAACGAAGGAGAUGUAAACACUUUGUCGUUUUCUGAAUCUAUAACCAGAUAUAUAUACUCCCUUUUUCUCUCUCUCACACACACAAACACACUUAUAUUUAUAUAUCUAGAGAGAAGGAGAGUUGAAGGGAGAGAGAGAGAGAGAGAAAGAGCCAAGUUUCAGGAAAGGAGGCAUGCCCGGAUUCUCCCCAACAAAGGGUAAUCUUCGAUAUAACCUUGAUUUGAUACAAAGCUACUCAUAUUAGAAGCCAUUGGUAGUAUUGAAAGCAUGCAGGAAUUGCUCAAGAAGAAUUGUGAUCUGGGUGUGGUUGGGUACCCGUCUCAGUGGACGGGUACCGAGUCAUUUGUUGAACAAUCGACUUUGUCUAAUAACUUAAGUUUGAAAAUGGGAUCUUCAACGCCACGUCAGCAAAACACGAAGCAAUUAGGGCUUCAAAUUCAGUUUCAAGAUCAAGAUUCUUCAUCAACUCAAUCGACUUGUCAAUCUUGCCCUGAAGUUGCUAGUGCUGGAGAAAAUUACCAGUAUGGAGAAAACAAGUUCUCAAUUCAAUCAGGGUAUAAUGGAACUCAUGUGACACGUGAAGAAGGUAGUGUUGGGUCAGCUUUGCCAACAGGUGUUCAGGAUUAUACUUUUUCUAUUCAAGCUGAUCGCAGGCAGCCAUACGCUUGUAUUCCACUUCUAUACCCUGAUCCAUACUAUCGUGGAUUGCUUGCGCCUUAUGGCACACAAGCUAUGAUGUCUCAAGGAAUGAGCAUGACAACUACUCGAGUGCCACUACCUAUUGAUUUUGCACACGAUGAACCCAUAUACGUCAACGCCAAACAAUACAAUGCAAUUCUUCGUAGAAGACAAUAUCGGGCCAAACUGGAGGCCCAAAACAAGCUUUUAAAACCACGCAAGCCGUAUCUCCAUGAAUCCAGACAUGUGCAUGCACUCAAGCGGGCCCGAGGGCCCGGUGGUCGGUUUUUAAACAUGAAAAAGAUACAAGAAGACCAACCGGAUGGCCCGAUCAGUGGACAAGAUGACUUGGGAUCUGCUGGUGGCGGCGGCGGUAGUGGUGGUGGUGGUGGUGGUUGCUCAGAGAUUACUAGUGUGUCCAAUGGUGAGAGCUUCUUCCACCAUCAAGAACUUAGGUUCCCGGUAUACCAUCCUCAAGUUGGGCCCAUACAGAGUGUUGGGCCCAACACCGAUGGUAUACUAGGUGGAACCCACCACAUGUUUCGUUGAUGAACAGCGAAAUAGACUCGGUGAACCAACAACCUGAAAUCUGGGGGGUUGUUGGUCCACAAGGGAAGUCAUCCUUGGCUCUUUACUUUCUGUUGUUAGCUCCUAGGUUUUCGUUGGCAACACGCGACAAGGGAAUCAAGUUCUUAAUCAAGUUAUUGAAUACUCUUAAAAUGACUGAUUAUGGAUUCUGAUUGGUAUGUUUUUACAUUUGAAAAACACAGUACUUUGUCACAUUUUGUUGUCGGUUUAACUCUUUAUGUUUUAGUUAACUUGUUUGUUUUA